Molecule: messenger RNA, 654 nt
Organism: Chinchilla lanigera (long-tailed chinchilla)
Lineage: Eukaryota; Metazoa; Chordata; Mammalia; Rodentia; Chinchillidae
Exons: 5
Coding region: 1-654 (217 amino acids)
Source: RefSeq, a predicted model, not a curated record
AUGGACCCCCUGGUCAGGGCUGGUUUGAGGCCGAACACCUGCACGUGUUUGAAGCCAUCAGAAGCUCUCGCGUUACCUCACCGCAGCUCCCCUGGGGCUGAGCUCUGCUGCCCCAGCAGAUCAGGAAGAAAGUACAAUCUUAUGAGCAAGACAGAUCACAGCACCUUCAUUCAGUUGGUGCUUUUGGAAUGUUCCUGGUGUGCAAAUCACUUUGGAAUCUAUCAAGAUCUUCUCAUUUUGUGCACUCCUACUACGGCUCCUCGAGGCAAUUUUGAGGCGAAGAGAUCAGGACGACAAAAGGAAAUUUAUCAGUAUAAAAACAAGACUCAGCUGAACGUGGUGCUGCAUGCCUUGCAAGACCAGCAUUGUGGGAGGCUGAGCCACAGUCCCCACACCAGCUCAUACUGUCAACCUGACCCCAAACUGGAGAAGAAGUGUUUCUGUCUGAAACCACAGAAGGCACCCACAAUUCACUCUGCCUUCAAAGCCAUGUUGAAAUCAUUUGUGUCUCUGCCUUGGCAUGCUCCAAACUACAAGUGGUUCCAAUUUUCAACUAGUGGCAGCAACCCUAAGCUAAGGAAGCAACGCGAUGUGCUGAUGGUGUUUGUUCAACAGAACAUGGCACAGUAUGCUGGGCUAGACCUCAUUGGCUGA